AUGAAUGCCUACGUUGCCCUGGUCUACGGUAUUCAGUAUCUGUCGUUCUACAGUAUCCCCUACAUCUUCCGACAUCGCGGCUGGCCGCCACAAACUGCUUCCCUACCAUUUUUAUCUAUGCUUCUGGGAAUAGCCAGUGCUGCACUGUCCGUCAGCAUCUUCUACGCGAAAUGGCUGCAGCCACGCUAUCUCGCUCGAGGCAAGGUUUUACCUGAGGAUCGUCUACCGCCAAUCAUUGUUGGCUCGAUUCUCCUACCGCUUGGGCUGUUUUGGAUGGCAUGGAGCUCUUCGACACACUGGAUCGCACAAGUCAUACCAAUCUUCUUCUUCGGCGCUGGAAUCAUGUUGGUCUUCGCUGUCAGUGUUGUGUACAUCAUCGACAUCUAUCUGCCUCUGUCUGCGAGUGCUCUGGCGGCCAAUACAGCUAUACGAAGCGCAGUUGGCGCUGGACUGCCGCUCGCAGCUCCGAAGAUGUACGACAAUCUCGGCAUUGGUUGGGCUACAACCCUGCUGGGCUUCCUCACGGUUCUAUUGAUCCCAGCACCACUGAUUUUCUACCGCUAUGGCGAUCGGCUCAGGAAGUCAUCAAAGUUUGCCAUCAGCUAG
Messenger RNA from Cyphellophora attinorum, 606 nucleotides. RefSeq names its product putative MFS-type transporter. NCBI's taxonomy places the organism in Eukaryota, Fungi, Ascomycota, Eurotiomycetes, Chaetothyriales, Cyphellophoraceae. The record is from RefSeq and is a predicted model, not a curated record. Bases 1 to 606 code for a protein of 201 amino acids. The transcript has a single exon. Gene Ontology annotation, biological process: transmembrane transport. Gene Ontology annotation, molecular function: transmembrane transporter activity.